Pieris macdunnoughi is the source of this 2493-nucleotide messenger RNA. Lineage: Eukaryota; Metazoa; Arthropoda; Insecta; Lepidoptera; Pieridae. The record is from the annotation of a GenBank genome assembly.
AUGGAUGCAGAGAGCGGAUAUGAAUUUAAAAGUGAUGCAAUUCAGAUGAUUGAGACCAUUCAGUCAAUGAUAGACGUUUCGGCUGAUAGACUGGAAGGAUUGAGGACACAAUGCUCGACCAGCGCAGAACUGACGCAGCAGGAGAUCCGGACUCUGGAGGGUAAACUAGUGAAGCACUUUUCCCGACAAUUGGUGAUAAAAGCUAAUUUCGGUGAAGAGUUGCAGGGGGAACUUCGUGAUGUGCCCAGUUUGAGGCAGUGGCUUCGAGUUGUAGGCUUAAGCGUGGAUGCUAUUGAGGCAGUAUGUUCGCGCGUAUCGUCGCUUGAAGCCCUACGUGAUAGGUCAGAACAUGAAUUGCGGGCGAUUUUGUGCGGUGCUAGAGAUGAGGAAGUUCGCCGUUUGGGGCGGGCAAUGCAAAGGCUGCGAAGUUAUACAGAGGCCUUAGCACGUGGCGAUGGUGGUGUAGACUUACCCUUAUACUGGGACAGUUGGGAACAGAGACAUGGAAGAGGGUCGCCACGAGCAAGAGAAGACCGUAAUCACAAGAAGAACGCUAAAAUACAAGGGAACGACCCUAAGAAUCGAAAUCUCUGGGUUUUUAACAUGAUGCCUCAGACUACAGGUGACGAUAUGUCAUAUUGUCUUAAAUGUAAAUCAUGUAAACCCCAGUAUAAAGGAAUGUCCUACCGCGACAACAGUCAGUCAUCAGCAGUUGGCAACACCGAAGGCUCUCCCCCGGCCUCACCGAGGGAACCAGAAAUCGAAUACACACAGAGAAAUAAUAACACGCACCAUAACCAUGGAAGUCCCAAUGUGGGAAUGGGCGGUCCCCGAUCACCCCGCGUGGGAAACACAGCCCCCAUGGGCCCUGUCAGCGUGGGCGGCUGCAUGGCCCACGAUAUAGCCCACCGCUUCACUAAGACUUUCAAUAUGAUAGCGACGUGCGAUUUCUGCGAUAAGCAGAUGCUAUUCGGAUCCGGUCUCAAGUGCAAGGAGUGCAAGUUUAAGUGUCAUAGAGACUGUGAGAGCAAAGUGCCGCCAUCUUGCGGGCUGCCGCAGGCUUUUGUGAACGCUUUCAAGGAGAAGUUUCACAAAGACGGUAAGAAGUACAGGUUAUUUAAAGGUGGUUACUACAUUCCGUCUCCGAGUGCGGGUCGUGGCGUUGUGACGUCAGUGACGCCCACAAGACGAGCGCGGCCGCCUGCCCAGCAUCAUCACUCGGGUAAUCCAGACUCUUCGUCGACAACUUCUUCGUGCAAUAGUUCCACCCCGUCCUCCCCCGCCCUCGCCCCUGCACCCCCCACCCCGCAGAGCCAUCAUCAUUAUCAGCUCAAUGCGGGUCGGAGGUUUCACUUUCCCGAUGUUAAACCAGCGAUUUCAAGUCCAAACCACACGUCAGCCGUCCAGUCUCCCGCGAGGACCACGCCCGAUACUAAACAGGACCUUACAGCUAGUAUAAGAAGUGAGGGUUCGGGCCGCGUGUCCCUAAGCGGUUCCGGAUCGACUGACAGUAGUGGACCUGGGAGAGAUAACUCUGUAGACCUUCCCUCACAUGAUGACAGAUGGCCAAGACAGAAUAGUUUAUCAAUGAAAGAAUGGGAUAUACCAUACGACGAAUUGAAACUAUACGAAGUAAUAGGGGCUGGGCGGUUCGGUACUGUGUACCGAGGGAGUUGGCACGGCGCUGUAGCGGUCAAAGUCUUACACGUGCACGCACUGAACGAUCACUGUGCGCCGUUAGAUACGUUUAAACAUGAGGUGGCAACAUUCCGUAAAACGAGACACGAAAACCUAGUACUAUUCAUGGGCGCGUGUAUGAAACCGCCACGGCUCGCAAUAGUGACGUCAUUGUGCAAAGGGAUGACGUUGUAUACCCACAUUCAUUUAAGAAAGGAUAAAUUUACAGCAAACAAAAGUGUAUUAGUUGCACAACAGAUAUCACAGGGUAUGGGCUAUUUACACGCGAGAGGCAUUAUCCACAAAGACCUGAAGACGAAGAACAUCUUUCUGGAGAACGGGAAAGUGGUCAUCACGGAUUUUGGGUUAUUUAGUGUCACCAAAUUAUGCUUUGGGAAUAAUGCCCGUGGAGACAGCUUGGGUAUUCCGUCAGGCUGGCUCUGUUACUUGGCACCGGAAUUGGUUCGCGCGUUACGACCUCACGCCUCGCUUCAUCUACCUUUCUCCAAGCAGACGGACGUGUACGCGUUUGGUACGGUCUGGUAUGAAUUGUUAUGCGGGGAAUACCCGUUUAAGGGUCAGCCUGCUGAAGCUAUUAUUUGGCAAGUGGGCAAAGGGGCGAAACAAUCGCUUGCCAAUAUGCAGGCUUCUAGAGAUAUUAAGGAUAUCCUAAUGCUCUGCUGGUCGUAUAGAGAAAGCGAGCGACCGGAUUUCCCUCAUUUAUUAUCAACACUAGAAAAGCUUCCUCGAAAGCGUCUAGCUCGCUCUCCCUCACACCCGGUACAUCUGUCUCGCUCUGCCGAUUCCGUCUUCUGA